Messenger RNA from Acomys russatus (golden spiny mouse), 794 nucleotides. RefSeq names its product TIR domain containing adaptor molecule 2 (gene Ticam2). The record is from RefSeq and is a predicted model, not a curated record. The coding region runs from base 61 to 759 and encodes 232 amino acids. Gene Ontology annotation, biological process: lipopolysaccharide-mediated signaling pathway; TRIF-dependent toll-like receptor signaling pathway; positive regulation of canonical NF-kappaB signal transduction. Gene Ontology annotation, molecular function: protein kinase binding. The transcript has a single exon. Lineage: Eukaryota; Metazoa; Chordata; Mammalia; Rodentia; Muridae.
GACUGAAAAGAAACAUUGAUACUCAAGUAAACGCUCCCUUUUCUGCUCCACCAGUCUGCCAUGGGUGUUGGGAAGUCUAAACUCGAUAACUGCCCUCUCUCUUGGCAUAAAAGACACAGUGUGGGUGAAGACCAUGGGUGCCAGGAGACAGAAGACAAGAGCUCUGAAGAUGUGUCCUUGUGUGGUUUCAUGGAGCACAGCAAUGGAGCAGGGCAGCCAACAGGAGAGCAGGAGGGAGCUGCGGCACAAGGGGAGAUACCUGAGGAGGACGCUGAAGAAGAGUUCCUCAAAUUCGUGAUACUGCACGCAGAAGAUGACACAGAUGAGGCCCUCAGGGUCCAGAAUCUACUACAAAAUGACUUUGGCAUCAGGCCUGGAAUAAUUUUCGCCGAGAUGCCGUGCGGGAGACUGCAUUUGCAGAAUCUCGAUGAUGCGGUGAAUGGGUCUGCAUGGACGAUCUUGUUACUGACUGAGAACUUUUUAAGAGACACCUGGUGCAACUUCCAGUUCUACACCUCCCUGAUGAAUUCUGUGAACAGACAACACAAGUACAACUCCGUCAUACCCAUGCGGCCCCUGAACAGCCCUCUUUCUAGGGAAAGGACUCCCUUGGCGCUACAAACCAUCAAUGCCUUAGAGGAAGAAAGCCAAGGCUUUUCUACACAAGUGGAGAGAAUUUUCCAGGAAUCUGUGUAUGCGAGGCAACAGAGUGUAUGGAAAGAGACACGAAAUGUGAUGCGUAGACAGUGUAUUGCCUGAGAUGAAGCAUAUACCCGCUGGCUCCUGUUUUGUAA